Messenger RNA from Anopheles bellator, 753 nucleotides. Its product is annotated as adult cuticle protein 1-like. NCBI's taxonomy places the organism in Eukaryota, Metazoa, Arthropoda, Insecta, Diptera, Culicidae. Bases 78 to 482 code for a protein of 134 amino acids. The transcript has 2 exons. The record is from RefSeq and is a predicted model, not a curated record.
AGCAGAAGCGAUCCAAACGUUCUAAAAGCUCCACAGCUCCUCCAGCUAACCAAACAACAACCAACCCAACCUUAACCAUGAAGUGCAUCGUUGCCGCCGUUGCCAUUGUCGUGCUGGCCGUCGCCGCCGAGGCCGGAUAUCCUUACGCCGGAUACCCGUACGGAUACGGAGCCACCGUUGUCCAGGCGAACGCUCCGGCCUGGCCGUACGCCCACGCCGGGUAUCCUUACGCCCACGCUGCCGCCUUCCCGUACGCCGCCCAUGGUGCUUACCCGGCCGCCAUCGCUGCUUACGCCGCCCCUCAUGCCGCUCUGCUGGCCGCUCCCCACGCCCCGCUCGCCUCGGUCGCUCACCACGCCGGAGUCGUCCCCGGAGCCACCUCGGUCACCGCCACCCGCGGUGCCGUCCAUGUUGCCCCUCUGCCGGGACACGCCGUCUCGCAGAAGCAGCUGAACCUGGCUCCGGCCCCCGGAACUCUGUAAGCGCUGAAAACACCGCACUGAAACUGGUGGCUAACGAAGGAACCGGAAAUGGACCAAACGUGGAGUGUGUGAUCGUGUGAAGGAGCGACGAGAACAGGGGGAGCCCGACUGGCCACAACAGCAGAGGCGGGCUCGACCGAGCGGAGUGUGUUUUGCAAAGGAAGGAUAUACUCUUGUUUCUUUUUGUUUGUUCACGCUUAUCUCAGCUGAUUGUACAUUUGCUGUAAAUAGUUGUUAUUUACACGAAUAAAUGACAAUUUUGUAAACAAAA